Alternaria hordeiaustralica is the source of this 657-nucleotide messenger RNA. RefSeq lists its product as uncharacterized. Lineage: Eukaryota; Fungi; Ascomycota; Dothideomycetes; Pleosporales; Pleosporaceae. Gene Ontology annotation, molecular function: heme binding; monooxygenase activity; oxidoreductase activity, acting on paired donors, with incorporation or reduction of molecular oxygen. The record is from RefSeq and is a predicted model, not a curated record. The coding region runs from base 1 to 657 and encodes 218 amino acids. The transcript has a single exon.
AUGACCUUCUUUCUUGCCAUGACUGUCUUCCCCGAAGUCCAAAAGAAGGCCCAAGAAGAGCUAGACCGCGUCAUCAGCGGAAGCCGACUACCAGUUAGUAAAGACAAAGAGAAGCUUCCUUAUAUCGAAGCCAUCAUGAAAGAGACCCACCGCUGGCACCUCGUCUUACCAAUGUGCCUUCCACAUUGCAGCACCGAAGAAGAUGCCUUUCGCGGGUAUCGCAUUCCGAAAGGCUCCAUCCUUCUACCUAACAACUGGCAUUUUACGCACGACCCCGAAGUCUAUCCCGACCCGAUGGUCUUCAGACCAGAGCGCUUCCUCGAAACACCCACUCAUAAGAGUGAGCCUGACCCUAGAAACUUCAUCUUCGGAUAUGGUCGCCGCGUCUGCCCGGGCCGAUACGUGGCGGAUAACGCGCUCUUCAUUACCAUCGCCCAGACUCUCGCGGUGUUUAACAUCACCAAGUUCGUUGAUGGAGAUGGUCGCGUUGUGGAGCCGGAGGUGAAGUUUGAGCCGGGAGCGAUCAGUCACCCUGUGCCAUACCGUUGUUCGAUCAAACCGCGAUCGGAGGAUCAUGAGCGACUGAUCAAGGCUUCAGAGCAAUUGUUUCCUUGGGAGGAAAGUGACGCCAAAGAGCUGGAAAAUAUAAGCUGGUAA